Molecule: messenger RNA, 5335 nt
Organism: Anneissia japonica
Lineage: Eukaryota; Metazoa; Echinodermata; Crinoidea; Comatulida; Comatulidae
Product: eukaryotic translation initiation factor 2-alpha kinase 3-like
Exons: 16
Coding region: 120-3407 (1095 amino acids)
Biological process (GO): protein phosphorylation
Molecular function (GO): protein kinase activity; ATP binding; protein binding
Source: RefSeq, a predicted model, not a curated record
UCUAGACGUAAACACCACUAUCGGAAGAUCAAAACACACCAAUCGUUCAACAAUCGGAGUUUUACUACAAGUUACGAUGUAAUUCGUUUGGAUUAAAACCGGUUACUUAUCCUAAUUUAAUGGAUAAGCGGGAGUUUAAAUCAAUGUAUUCAAACGUCUGUGCUUUAUUGGCUUCCGUUGUGCUUGUAGCAGCUAUUAAACCCAACUUUAGUGAUGUAGUUGCUGACCACCACCAGGCUCAGGGUGAACCACAAGUUACAGUAGGUUCGUUCUCAUCGAGGGGUGGUGGUGGAACGUCGCCACCUUUCAUGUCAGGGAGUGCUGAUGGUGGAGCUUCGCCUACGCCGCCGAGUUCUCCCAACUAUCAAACAUGUUCAUCUUCGACUGCAUAUGCGGGACAAUUAUAUUUAUUCAGUACUUUGGAUGGCCAGAUUAGUGCAAUAGGGAGAAAAGGCAAUCUUCAUUGGAGUGUUAACACCAACCCUGGUCCCCUCAUAUCAUCUAGUAUACAAAACCUACAGUUCUCCAAUAAUGAUGGGCAUUACAGGAUAGUUCCUAUGCUAGAUGGUAACUUGUUUAAAUGGAAUGGUGAAUGUCUUGAGGGGGUACCUUUCAAUGCCGAGAGCCUACUAAGUGCAUCAUUCAAGCUCAGUGAGGAUAUCACGGUUAUUGGGGGCAAAGAGAAAACUACUUACGGUAUAAAUGCACAAACAGGCAAGGUGCGCUACACAUGCUCGUCAUUUGGAUGCCAGGUGAUUGGGAAUGAUGGUGAUCAGGUGACAGAUGACGAAGACUUGAUUGUUGUAGAAAGGAAACAGCACACGAUCAGAGCUGUGGAACAAAGAACAGGAAUUGAAAGGUGGAAUUUCAGUGUCGGUCAACAUGACUUGAGCUUCUUGGAGGGCAACUUUUUGUAUAACAGUGACAUACACAUGGACAAUGGCAAUAUUUGUGGCGAGGGUAUGCAACAGGAAAUAGCCUACGACGACCCUAUCUUACAAAUCCAAGUAUCUACUGGCCGAGUCUAUGCAUUCAGUCGCAGUGACCCAAGUGAAUUGCUAUGGAGUCAUGAGUUUCCAAGUGCAAUAGCCCAGGCCUGGACAUUACAAGAUGGUGAGAUUGAGCUGAUAAAUUUGUUUGAUGGUACUCACAUACCAGCCAUUGCAUCAGAACAUAGUACUUUCCUGCCACCUCAGGUCCAGCCUCAGCCAAUGAUGUACCUUGGUACCUAUAAAAAUCAGCUGUAUGCCCAGUCUUCAGAACAGUUUCAGGAGGAGCUGUCAUUUGGUUCCAGUGCAUUUGCUUAUGCUAGGCCGGAGAAUGACGAGCUGGUAGGGACAUACAACAGGGUAUUGUGGCAACCAUACCAGUCCACAGCACAGUUCAGAACACCCAGCAUCCUGCAUACACAGGACCGUGACCUUAUUGACAAAGGAGCUGACGGAGCUGAACAUGCCCCAAAGAUUUCAUAUAAUGACUACCCGUUUGAUGUGGGUUAUUACCUGUUUCGGUCACAGACACCUGCUCAAUACAUGAUCAGUCAGAGGAAUCCAAGAAUACAUCUGAUAGAGGGAGCAACAAAGAUGGAUGAUGGAAAUGUUUUUGUAGCAUCACUUUGGAACUGGUGGAAGGAGAUCCUUGCAACCAGUUUCUUGUUAUCAGUAGUAAUGCAGUUUUUCCACUCACAAUGCAAGAAGAUAGCCAGGAUUAGGACAGAUAGCUCAAGUAAGAGCUUGGAUGAAGGAGACAAGGUGGAAGAGAUAGAUGUGGCAGAAGAGGUCCAGGUUAACCCCCUGGUUCCUGACAGCCCCACCUUGGUCUAUACCUCAAGGUACCUGGUAGAUUUUGAUCAUCAGCAGUGUUUGGGAAAAGGUGGUUUUGGGAUUGUGUUCCAAGCCAAGAACAGAGUGGAUGAGAAUGAGUAUGCUGUAAAAAGAAUAACACUUCCAAACAGGUCAGAGGCACGUGAGAAGGUGCUGAGAGAAGCAAGAGCUCUUGCUAAGUUGGAUCAUGGAGGCAUUGUUAGGUAUUUCAACUCCUGGCUGGAAGAGCCCCCUCUGGGAUGGCAAGAAGAGAAAGAUAAUGAGAUUGGACUUGGGAGUGGGGUAACCACCACAGUGCCAACAGGCCUUACCAUUCAGUCAUUUUCGCCUGACAGUAAGCUCUUAAGGGAUGAAGAACGAUUUCAUCGUCAGACAUCUUCCGAUAAUCUCCAUGCCGAAUCCAAAGAUAAACAUUCUCCAGUUCCUGGUUGCCAUGGUGAUGAUAACACAACAACUGAUGAUACCUCUGGUACCAAUGGUUUUAACAUUGGCCAGUAUGAGGAAGAGAGCGGUUCUUUCAGCAUCAUUUUUCAGGAGGAAUUGCAAGACAGUGUGAGCAACCUUCCAAAGGAAUCAUUUGGUUUUGAAGUACCAGAGUCUUUCCCAAAUUCUGACCAAUCAGAAGAUACUGAUAACACCCAAAGUGUACCAUUCCAAAACUAUGGUGAUGAAUCGUUUGGAUUUAAUGCAGACAUCGAAGACAACAGUGCGUCAUUCCAGGUAGUUUUUGAGGAUUCCGGAUGUGCUGAGAAAGGAAGCGAUCAAACUGGAGAAAGUGCUGGCAGCGGAUCUCACCAGACAAUUACCAAAGAGCGCUCAAAGAAGUGCAAUACUCCAAGCAGUUCAAGGUCAAAAGAGUCAGAAGCAAAAGAAAUCAGAAAACUUGAAAAGAAACCAAUUGCUAAAGUUUAUCUGUACAUUCAGAUGCAGUUAUGUCAGAAGGAGACUCUUAAGGAUUGGUUAUCAAAAAUUACUUUGAAUCGAAACAGAAAUAGGGUUCUACACAUGUAUGAUCAAAUAGUGCAGGCUAUGCACUAUGUGCAUAGUCUUGGACUGAUACAUCGAGAUCUUAAGCCUUCAAAUAUAUUUUUCUCAACUGAUAGCACAAUAAAAAUUGGAGACUUUGGUCUGGUAACAGCCAUUGAUACACAGGUGCUAAAUGUAUCGACACCAACAACAACUGAGAAAGAUAAUAAAAUGUGUGGGGACCAGCGACACACAAGCCAAGUUGGAACACAUCUUUACAUGUCUCCAGAACAGCUUGAGGGUAAGACGUAUGGGAGUAAAGUUGAUAUAUUUUCUAUGGGACUAAUUUUCUUUGAGAUGCUUUUUCCAUUUUCUACUGACAUGGAAAGAAUAAAGGUCCUGUCAAAUGCUAAGAAGUCAGCAUUACCUAAAAGAUUCACUGAUGAAUUACCAACAGAGACAAAAUUUGUGAAGUGGCUUUUGUCCAGGGAACCUGAUGAAAGGCCUGAUGCCGAUGAGAUAAUGGAUAGCAACUUAUUUGCCAAUGUCUUUGAAGACUAUGCUCCUCCACAUCCAGUAACAAGGAAACGAUAUUCUUCCAACUCUACUACCUCAUAGCUCUAAAGCUAUUUAUAUGAGUAUUGGCGUAUGAUACUAUUAAUAUGCAUCUUGUUUUAGAUAAAUUAGAAGUGGGAGGGGUUCAAAAGGGGAGGGAGCAUUAUGUACUUUCACAUUUUAAUCUACUAGCGAUUUUGGGUAAAAAAAUAGGUCAGAUUUUCAACCUAACAAAUGUUAGCAGAAGCAGUUUUCAUCCGUACAGAAGCGUUGUAUGUCAGUGACUAUUCUAUGUUUGGUUUGAUUAAAAUUAAAAUUAUUCAACAAUAGCAAUUUUAAGAGACUAAACAAUUAUUCUAUGCUUUUGCUAUUUAAAGUGAUUUUAGGGAUUUGAUGAACAAUGCAUAGAUCUCUUGUUUUUUGUCCCUGCAGUGAUCCUACUUUAUAUCCUACAAUAUACUUUAUUGAUCAAUCAAGUAUAUUUUGACAUGAUAUAAUGUACUUGAUCAAUCAAGUUAUAAAAUUAUGUUUUGUUAAUCGCUAUAACACUUAACAGUAAAUCUUUGCCUUCAAGUUCUGUGAUACAGUACGGUAGUUAAAUUCUGCCAUCAGCAGGGUAUCACUGAAACAUUCCUUACAUGUUGGUUGUUGGUGUAUCUCUACCCCACACUGCCACUAUCUGAACUGCUUAAUGAUAGUGUUUCUCAUUGUGUACAGUAUUUCUAAAUUAUUCUCUGUUCAAUAUUUUGACAUGAAUUACAGUAUUCAAAAUGGUACAAAUGUAGUGGAUAAGAAGGUUGAAAUAUUUUGUCAUUAUUAAAGAUAAAUGAUUACCUACAGGGUUGUGUUUUAUUGCUUCAGAAGAUGUUGGGUCCUUGCGAUACCUUUGUCAGCCUUGAAGUGGAGGUAAACAUGUUUUCCAGUGACCAGCGGAAUUGGUAUGAUAAUGUGAUACAGAUUUAUUAUUAUUCUGUAUUAUCAUUAUUAUUAUUUAUUUAUUUAAAAAUUAUAACUUCUUGGAUGAAUAUCAGUUGUUAAAACUAAAAAAUACAACUUUUUUGCUGUAUAAUUUUUAAAAUGAUGAUGUUUAUUGAUUUAAAAUUAGAAAAAAAAUGUUUUAUACUGGUAAUGAGUUCCCUUAUCUUAGAGCACAUGAAAUAUUGUGAGGUUGAAUUAGUUAUUCUGUUCUAAUGUACAGAACUAUUCCUCUUAACCCUCCAAACUGCACAUGUAUUUAUAGACCAAUUAAAUUCAAAUCAAUUAGACAUUUCUGAGAAAAUGAUCAAAUAUGAAUUUCAUAAAUUUUACUAGUCAUAUCUCAUAUAUUAUGAAGUUUGUUACUUAAUACCAUAGUACAAGGGUACUAUGAUUACUUUAAUUUGGUUUCUAUAUUUGUUGGAUAAUGGAAUACAGUAUGUGAAUAAGAAUACCUGUUAGUAUUGUCCAACUAUGGCAUAUUUAAACAAAAUACUAAUAUAUUAUGAUAUAUAAUUAAGUCUGAUAAAUAAGUAUUGAAAUAAUUUGGAUGUAGGUGUGAACAUGUGAAUAUUUCAUCACAUUAUUUAUCAAUAAUCUCUUAAACCAAUUGUAGUAUGGACCAAUCUAAAAAUAGAAAAUACUUUUAAAAGUGUCAUCAAAAAAUGUAAAUAUUAAUUAACAAUAUUGUCAAUUAAACAUCACUUUGAGCAUGACCAGGGAAAGGUCAGAGACAAAUGUUGAGACACAAACAUACUAUAUAUAUACUAUAAGUAUAUAUUUUAUUUUUAUCAUAUUUUAAUUACUAUAAGUAUGGUGUUAUGUGAAAACAGUAUAAAUCAUGGCUGGUAUAAUUAGUUCAAAUUAUUUAGCAACAAAUUUGGAUGGUGUUAUCAUUGAAGACUGGGCUUCGUUGCAUACUGAAUUUCAAGUUAUAUUCUUUAUUCCUGUACCAAGUACAGAAAAUGUAAAAUAUUGUACAGCCAGCUAUCAAUAAAUAAAAAUUUAAAAAGUGA